CGGGGGCCAGGGCAUGGGCGGGAUGGGGGGCAUGAACGCGGGGAUGGGGAUGGCCGCGCCGUCGACGCACGCGCAGGGAUGGGGCCGUUCCAGAACUUUGGGCUGCACCCGGCGCAGCUGGCGGCGCUCGCGCACCUGCCGCCCGCGGAGAGGGACAAGCAACUGAUGCAGAUGAAGGCGAUGCAUAUGCAGAGGGCGGCGGCGAUGCGCGAGAGGCAGGCGCAGGGCCAUGGCGGGGCAAGGAAUGCAGGGUAUGCAGGCAUGCAGGGCGGGAUGGGCGGCAUGCAAGGGAUGCAAGGUAUGCAGGGUAUGCAGGGUGGUAUGCAAGGGAUGCAAGGCGGCGCGCAAGGCAUGAGCCCCGCCCAUGAACGCUUCCAACAGCUCUCGCAGGGCCAGUACGACCCCCACCAACGCCCGUCCUCCGCCGCAUCGACGAGCUCGCACCGUGCGUCCAGCGUCCAGCCCUCAGGUCUGCCCAAUAUGGGUCACCCUCAAGCGCAUCAGAGCCAGAUGAUGCCGCCCCCAACUGCGAUCCCUCCUCGACAAAUGCAGUACGGUAACCUCGGCGCGCCGAGUCCGCGGCCGCACACAGCAGGUGGACCAGGUGCGACGCCGAGCCCGCGCAUACACUCAGGACCGCUGCCAACAGGGACACCCGCGCAAAUGAACCAAGCCCAAGCUCAGCUUCAGGAGGGCAUGAAAGUGCCGAGUCGACCUACGACGGCGUCUGGGUUCGCGCAAUCUCACCACCAACAACAAGCAGGACAGAACGCGAUGUUGAACGCGAACGGAGGCCAGCAGGCUGCCAAGAGCCCCGGUGGUUAUCCGCCCAUCGCGCCCGCGCCGAUUGCGCCAGGGAGCCCGGGCGCGGGGCGAAGAGGAAGGUGGGAGGGACGCCCGUUCCCGGAGGACAACCCGGCCAGCAACACGGACCUCAGGCUCAGUCGCAACAGCAUGCCGGCAUGCCGCAGUCUCAGCAGCACAUCCAGCAAGCGCAGAUGCAGCAACAGCAGGACCAUCUGUCGGCGCCUGUUCCGCCCCAGAUCCCCGUCUGUCGAUGUCUACGGCAUCCACAUGCCAAACGCUGGUGUGGGUGUGAACGGCGCUCCGAGUGCUCCCGGGACGACUGGUCUCCCAGGUAUGGGCGUCGCCGGCAACGUGGACACAGCUGGAGAGAUGGGAAUGGGAAUGGGCAUCGGCGCGAACGGUCGGCAGAUGAGCAGCGGAAACCUGUCGGUCAACUCUAUGGCCAGCGGAUGGGCGCGACGCGCGGGUCUGGGUAUCGGCGUGGACAUGGCUGCGCCGCAGACACCCGUGCGACAGGGAUCACAACCGCCUGCGUCGAUGACAUCCCCUGCGGUGCGGGGGCAUGCUGGCGCGCCUGGCAUGGAACGCAAACCUAGUGUCCAGGACGCCCUGAACCCGAAGACCUCCCGAGUCACUAUUGUCCCGCUCGUCGAGUCGACGGCCCGGAUAGCGUCGCUCGCGCCGGAGGAGAUCGCAGACGUCAAGAAAUGGAUGGAGGCGUGGUGGGAGAAGGACUCAGGGGGUCCUGGCGCGAAGAGGCCGGAGAAAUGGAGCCUCUCUGGCUUGAAACAGAGCAAGGAGAAGGAGAUCAAGGAUAAGAAGCGCGCGGGCAAGAGAGAAGGUUUCAAGCCACGCCAAUCGUCCGAACAGCUCGUACCCAUACGUCUCGAGUUCGAUGUCGACCAUCACAAGAUGCGGGAUACCUUCGUCUGGAACCUGAAUGGUAAUAACUUGCUCUAUCAACUGCCAUCCGUCAUCACUCCUGAGUUUUCGCUCAAUCUAUGUGGACGAUUAUGCCUGCCACCGAACUAUCACUCCGUAAUCACGAAGGCCAUACAAGAUCAGCUCAGCGACUUCAAGGCGCAUUCCACUACCUUCGGCGAGGACGGAGUAUUCGUGUCAUCCGAUACGGAAGACAUCCAGAGUGGGACUAUUGACGACAAGGAAGCCGAAUGGUGGGAGUCAUGGAGGACACUAUCCGUUCUCCAAAUUCCACAAGCGCGCCUUGGACGUGCUGAUUUACGGGGUCACAAGCGUCGGAAGGUCAUCAAAGAGGAGCAACCGAUGCUGGUGGAUGACUUUGACGAAGAUGAAGACUCGAUGCAGGAGGAGCUGCGGAUAUUGGUCAAGCUGGAUGUGAUCAUUGGUUCUGUCAAGCUCGAAGAUCAGUUCGAAUGGAAUCUGGAGAACGGUGACCCGACGCCCGAACAGUUCGCAGACACAUAUUGCCAACUGCUAUUGCACAUUCAUCCGCGAGCAGUGCAGAUCUACCAGAAAUCCUUCCAGGACGACGACCUGCGCAUGUCCCUUCUGCCGUCACUCACCACUGGCGCGCGUGCGAUCGACCAGGUUCGCAUUCACCCCGAUCCUCAACUACCUCAGCGACAGCGAAUCGAACGCAACGAGAAGGAGCGCGAGAAGGAACUCAACCGCCGUAGGAGGAAGACCACAAGGGGUAGGCGAGGAUCGCCCUACCAGACCGCGAACCACCAAAGACGUUCCGUACGCCUGCUAUGGUUCCCGGAAGUCGACGCGGCGACACUUGCGGCAACGAGCGGCUGCCGCGCUGCUUCGCAUAACAUCGCCAACAUGAUUGCCUCGGAAAAUGGUACGCCUACGCCGCUCGCGCCUAUUGCCCCUACCGCACCGAAGGAAAAGAAGCCGAAGGGUCACUUCAAGCGCCCUCAUUCCCUUCCAGCGUUCUGCGCCCACGAGUCAAUGUCCGUGGGCGACCUGCCGUUGCCGAGCAGCAGUGCAGGAGCAGACACUAAAGGCGCGAGAGUUGUCUUAUCGGCGAAGCGGACAAAGGAACUCGAGCGGGAAGCCAAGGAGAAAGAGUACGCUGAUGGUCAGCAUCCGAACAUGAUCGACGGUGUCUGGCAUUGCUCGAACUGUGGCUGUCCUGAGGAUAUCGCCGUGGGACGCAGAAAAGGCCCGCUUGGAGACAAGUCGCAGUGCGGUACAUGUGGCAAGUUCUGGCACAGACAUCGUCGGCCUCGCCCGGUUGAGUAUAAUCCAGAUCGAACGUAUCAUCGGAAUCUCGUUAUAGAAGCCGACCAAGCACGUAUAGCAGCCAAGCGUCGUCGUCCUCCACCAUCUCAGGUUGACGACCAGUCAGCGAAGGCUGCACUCGAAGACGGCGAUGCAGAACCGGAACUCCUCAUUGCCAAAGGCGAGGUCCCUGUGGAGGAGCCUCAGCCGUCCCUCGCUGCCGCGAGGGCGAUGUCCCCGAUGUCGACUGCCUCAAGCGCUUCGGAGUCGCCACUCGCCAGCGCUAAUGGCGAUGCGGACGCGAGUGCCGCGGCUCCACCCACGGGUUCGCCACCUCAACCGCCGCCGUCAGCACCCCCCAGUACGAACGCGAACGUGGUAGGUGUAACUAGGGCGUCGAUGCCUGAGUGGCUUCAGCGUGCUAUGGCGGAUAUGCAGGCGAAAUACCCGGACGACAGGUUCGAAGCGACGGCUCGGAAGCCAACGGCUCCGAACGCGACCGCGCUUGAAUGGCGUCUCAAGUGCCUGGACUGCCCCGGCAAACUGUAUACCCCUGGUCCGGGAGAGACGCUACAAAACUACGAAGUGCACCUGCGCAACCGCCAGCAUCGCCAAAAAGUCACUGUACGCGUUGAGCCGCACAAGCACCGUCAUAAACCCUGAGCGCUGUAUAUCACUGUCCGUCUUCCGUUCGACUGCCGUUGCCGUUAAAUUGUUGUUGUCGACUUAGCCCUUGUCAUUGUAGUAUGUAUGCUUAGGUAUCUAUCCCCGACGCGUGUCUUUGUAGACUAGUCAUGGACUCUUCGAGUGACGUUGAAAUCGAACUUAAGCGAUGAAUAGGCCACUGCGUGCGGAUCAGUUAAUCAGGUUCCCGUCCCGCCUGAGUACUUA
Messenger RNA from Fomitopsis serialis, 3909 nucleotides. RefSeq lists its product as uncharacterized. The transcript has 24 exons. The coding region runs from base 79 to 3681 and encodes 1200 amino acids. The record is from RefSeq and is a predicted model, not a curated record. NCBI's taxonomy places the organism in Eukaryota, Fungi, Basidiomycota, Agaricomycetes, Polyporales, Fomitopsidaceae. Gene Ontology annotation, cellular component: nuclear chromosome. Gene Ontology annotation, biological process: chromatin remodeling.